UGGUCGAUACAAUUUGGUAUCCGUUAUCAACUAGAAUUCGAAAUAUUGUGUGAACCUUGGAGCUAUGGCUUCCUUAUCGACGAUAACUCAACCGUCUUUAGUGCACAUUCCCGGCGAAUCCGUCCUCCAUCACGUACCAAGCACGUGCUCUUUCCCGUGGAAACCAACUAUCACCACGAAGCGGAUUAUCUGUUCGCCUGCUAGGAACUCUGGUGAGGUAUCGGCAGAAGCAGAAACCGAAGUUGGAUCUAGCACCGCCGUGGAUGAAGCACCAAAAGAAUCUCCGUCUUUAAUAUCCGCUCUCAACGUCGAACGCGCUCUUCGUGGCCUUCCAAUUACAGAUGUUGAUCACUAUGGACGGCUUGGGAUUUCUAGAAAUUGCUCUUAUGAUCAGGUUAGAAUUGGUUACCAAGAUAGAGUUAAGGAGCUAAAGGAACAAGGCCUAGACGAAGAACAACUCAAGAACAAGAUGGAUCUUGUCAAAGAGUCAUAUACGAUAUUGUCGACCGUGGAAGAGAGAAGAAUGUACGAUUGGAGUCUAGCCAGAAGCGAAAAAGCAGAGCGGUACGUGUGGCCAUUUGAGGUUGACAUCAUGGAACCAUCCAGGGAAGAGCCGCCUCCUCAGGAACCGGAAGAUGUCGGACCAACGAGGCUUUUAGGAUACUUCAUUGGGGCAUGGCUUGUCCUUGGUGUUGCUCUUUCUGUUGCAUUCAAUCGUUAGCCAAAUUUCGUUUCUUUAAUUAUACUCUUCUUCCUCACUUCAAAUCCGAUGUAUAUUUACCCGAUUAGAUAUCUACGUGUAAUAUACUACUAAUAUAUCUGAUGAUGUACUUCUUCAACCUACAACAACGUAAUGUAUCUCAUGUAUGUUGGGGUAAUUUAUGUAUCACGUUUCCACGUAGUAA
This is a messenger RNA of Arabidopsis lyrata subsp. lyrata, 905 nucleotides long. RefSeq names its product NAD(P)H-quinone oxidoreductase subunit U, chloroplastic. Lineage: Eukaryota; Viridiplantae; Streptophyta; Magnoliopsida; Brassicales; Brassicaceae. The record is from RefSeq and is a predicted model, not a curated record. Gene Ontology annotation, cellular component: chloroplast thylakoid membrane; NAD(P)H dehydrogenase complex (plastoquinone); chloroplast. The transcript has 5 exons. The coding region runs from base 65 to 721 and encodes 218 amino acids.